AUGCGCGGCCUCCCACUCAUGUUCAGCUACGAACCCAUGUUCAUUUCUGAUAUCGUCGUCGAAAUCACACUUGCCUUCGAACGUCAUUGGGGAUGGCCUUCCGUGGCAGCUCUCCACAGACGUGUCCUUCUGAUCAUCGAGCGGAUGCCUAACAUUGAGAGGCUAUUUUUCAUAGCUGAUAGUCCGCUCGGAGAUCUGGAAGACGACAUUUGCCUCUUGAUUUCCAGCCUAUCCAUGCUCACGGAACUCACAGUCCCCGUGUUCUGCCUUUCUCCAGCCAUUAUACAUGCCACCGCCAGUCUGACACGACUGAAAAAACUCGAUGUCUCGCGGAAAAAUUUGAAUCUCUACAACAAUGCCACCACCACCCAGUCGUACAGGCUAGCGGCGGACAUAGAAGACCCAUAUCCAUCCCUUCGGUCGUUGGCAUUCGCUGCAACCAUGAACGGUGUCACCACUCUCAUGAAACAAAGAAACUUAACCACGUUCUUGACCACUCUCGAAUUCCACAUGAUAGCCGCUAAAUCCAACCCGACUACCUCCCUGCCCAAGCUCUUGAAAGCGAUGGGAGCGACAUUGCCGUCGCUGGAGAAACUCAACCUUUGGCUCAUACCCGUGGGUCACAAGGAGUCGGACGCUGCAGCCAACGAGAGUUUCCGUCCCAUUGGCUUCAAGGACUUCUCGUCGGUGUCACGCUUUCCGCGCCUCAGGUCCUUCGCUAUACGCGCCAUACACCCGCUUGACAUCACCGAAGAACAGCUGCGAGGGUUGAUAGCCGAAUGGCCGACGCUGGAAGAACUCGAUCUAAACAAGAAGCCAGUCGUACAAUCCAAGUCGUCGCUUCCCCUAAAGUCGUUGCUCCAUUUCACACCCUGUCGCAACCUUCGUAGCCUCGGGCUGUACCUCCGCAUCGAGCACGACGAGAUACCCUCCGUCUCAAUUUACCCCAACCACACCACCAUCUUCCCUCAGAUCGCCAUAGACAUUGGGAGUUCGCCCUGCACGGUCAAUCGCAGUGAACCCUUCUUCUUUAAUAAUGUCGCCCUCUUCUUCGCCGAUAUACUGAAAGACCCACUUUCAUUGAAAUGGGCUUCGGCCCGGCUUCGAAAAUGCGCAGAUUACGACAGAGACCCUGACAAUGGAGGAAGGCUAGUGAUGGGUUACCCUUUACACAGCGCUCAGAGCAUCCUUGUGAGCUUUAGGAUGAUCGUGAAGGAGCGGGUAGAGCAGGAUAUAAUAAGAAGAGAGUUGGCGAAUAUCCAGAGAGAUCACGUCUCUGACCUUCGUAGGGCUCAAGAACAGGUCGAGAGUCUCGGACAACAGCUACGAGAGGUUCAAACAAAUAAUUUACAGUAG
Molecule: messenger RNA, 1356 nt
Organism: Stereum hirsutum FP-91666 SS1
Lineage: Eukaryota; Fungi; Basidiomycota; Agaricomycetes; Russulales; Stereaceae
Exons: 1
Coding region: 1-1356 (451 amino acids)
Source: RefSeq, a predicted model, not a curated record